AUGUUGCAUNCAACUAUUCUUUGUCUUUAUACUGGAUUAGUUGAACGAACAACUACCAUAACAAUUUCAAAUUCUUCUCUGUUAACUGAUACAAGUCUUCAAGAAUCUUAUUUUGAUACACUGGAGUGUCCUUGUUCUCAUUUAUCUAUACCUUACAAUGAAUUUAUUAUAUUUAUGAAUGCAACAUUUCAUCCUAUUUGCACCAAGAAGAACUUCACAAGCAUAUGGUUUCAAUAUUUUUCUCCCUACCAACAAACUUCGAUAUGGUGGCUUCAGACCGAUGAUUUCCGACAUUGGUCUAUUCUAUUCUUUAAUUUUUUACAAAAGUAUUGUGAACUAGCAAGCUCAACUGUCUUUAAUGCUAUGGAACAAUUUAAUUUAGAACUAUUUGUUUCAUCUGAAGUUAUGUCUCCUAUUCUAUUUGAGACUAAAAUACACACAACAAUACAAUUAUUUCAAAAGUCAACUGCAAUCUUAUUUUUUAGUCAACUGCAAAUGUUUCAUGGAAUUACUGAAGGAAACGGUUUUAUAUCGACUGUGGGAAUCAACAUGAAUUUUCAAGUAGAUCGAAUUGCUCUGAAUGCUCCUAUUCUUAUUAAACCAAAAACUUAUAGUGAUGGAACUUGUUCAUGUGGAACUUCAAUUAAUUGUGUAGAAUUGGCAAGUUUCUACAAUAUCACUCAUCAUAAAGUUUACACUAUCGAAAAUAUCUAUACUGGAUGUUAUCUACUUGAAUCGAUUCUUCACUCAUCACUCUCUUGUUUUUUCUCCAAUUUAUGUAGGAUUGACUUGAUGCAAGCGACGAAUCUUGGAAAUCCAAAUACACAGGAGUUAGGAUAUGUCAUUGAUAUUCCACCACUUGAGUUUUCAUCAGCAAAUUCAAAUUUUAAAAUCAAUGAUACAAUCAAACCAAUUGCCUCUCAGUUAUUUAUUGAUUUCUGGUCUAGCGAAAUAUCUUAUGAACGAUAUUAUAAUGCAUGUGAACCAACACAUUGUACUUAUUUGUAUGCAAGACGCUUCGAUGUUCUUUAUGCAUUAACAGUCUUCUUGUCUGUUAUCAAUGGACUUUCAGUUGGGCUUCGUUCUAUUGUUCCAACUAUGGUUCAAUUAGUAUACAAGCUACGAAAUCGUUUCUGCAGUUAA
This is a messenger RNA of Rotaria sp. Silwood2, 1143 nucleotides long. The record is from the annotation of a GenBank genome assembly. NCBI's taxonomy places the organism in Eukaryota, Metazoa, Rotifera, Eurotatoria, Philodinida, Philodinidae.